AUGUCUUGCGACCAUGUAAACGAAUUCUUCAUGCACAGGACAAAUGAGCUGGCUUACAGGAAUAUAAUAAGCUAUCUCAUUUUCCCAAAGUCUCAGAAAGGGUUUACUCACAAAGCAACUUUGUGUUGUUUUUCGUGCAAAGUCGAAAAUGACAACUUUGACAGUUCCAGUAAGGCUUUUAUAAGACCCAGAUGUUUACUUGCUUGUGCUCAUUGUAUCCACUUCGCUUGUUGGGAUUAUCGACACAUACACUUACAUAGGAACGACCAUCCUGAUCACUUUCUAUCCGUGUGUACAGAACGUGGUGAAUUAUUUUGUCUUAAUUGUGGAGACUUUGUUUAUCAUUCAAUAGCAGAAGCUUUUCACCAACCUGCAUUUCGUUCAUACAUGGCUCAAUUCGGUUUAUCAAAUCAACACUGGAGGCCAUCAUUCAAUGAAUUGAGUUUAAUGCCACGUAUCACUCCGGUACUGCCAUUGUCGGCCAAUACUCGCAGUAAGGCUAUGCGCGAUUUACAUCGAUGUACCAACCCAACUCGAUCACGUAAUUGUUUAGCAUGUGAAAUGGUUCGCAUUACUCAAGAGAUAUACAAACCUGUUGCUACUCCAUUUGUACCGAACAACUUACUAUAUGCAAUAUGGCUUCAUGCAAGUCAUUUAGCUGGAUAUGAACAACGUGAUGCACACGAGUUUCUUAUAACUUUGUUAACUUUGAUACACGGUCAUCUUGUUGGUGAAGUAUCAUCACGUGACAAUGAUACUUGUAUAUUGGACAAGAAAGAGCAUACUAGACAUCGACACUGUUCAAAUUCAAAUGGUUUCAGUGAUAAUCACAAUUCUAUGCACAAUACAGACAAGCCUAUUACAGAAGUAUCCGAUUGUGUUCAACAUCCAGAUUGUAAUUCACAAGCAUCUAUAUCUAGUUCUCGUGAUAGCUCUGAUUCAUGUGAUUGUAUUGUUCAUCAGGUAUUCUUCGGUGAUUUAGAGUCUGUCAUAUCUUAUGAAGGUUGUGAACAUAGAUCAUCAACAGUUGACCCUUUCUUAGAUUUAUCUUUGGAUGUUAUUCAACGUGGUUCAACAUCACUACAAGCCUGCUUAACAUCUUAUUUUAGACCUGAGUCAAUUGAUGGCUUAAUUUGGUGUUCUCAGUGUAAUGUUGGUCGACCAGCAGUAAAACAGUUCAGUUUACUACACUUACCAAAUGUGUUGUGCUUUUAUCUGAAACGUUGUCAUCAUGACACUAAAAUCAAUACUUCUAUCACAUUCCCUGCUGAACUAGACAUGGCUCCCUACUUACAUCAGAUUGUAGGUGAUAAAUCGGCUUGGUAUGAUAGGUAUUCACUUUACGCUGUAUUGAAUCACAGUGGUCAAACUAAUUCAGGUCACUAUACAGCUUACAUUCGUAUCGGUUCAGGUGCUUGGUGUCUUUGUGAUGACCAAAAGGUUGUAUCUGUCAAUUUAAACGAUGUACUGCAUACAGAUGCCUAUGUUUUAUUAUAUCAUAAGAAUUUGUUAGCUGUACGCAUUUAA
Messenger RNA from Heterobilharzia americana, 1527 nucleotides. Lineage: Eukaryota; Metazoa; Platyhelminthes; Trematoda; Strigeidida; Schistosomatidae. The record is from the annotation of a GenBank genome assembly.